GCGACCUCUGUGAGUACUUCGACUCGGAUAACAGACGACACUCAGAUUUGUUUCCCGAGAUGAUUAUUGCACGUCCAAUCGUCCAUCAUUUAAUUCAGAUAAUAUCACUGUACAUUAAAGUAUUGAUCCUGAACAGUAUUCCCCUUUAAAUUUUCUUUUGAGAAAUUGCAUAGAGCUUAAAAAAAAAAAAAAAACAUUUUUAUCGAUAGUACGGCUGGUUGUAAAUUGGAGUAUGCAUCGUUGGCUAAAGUCGAUACCGGUACAGUGUAUAGACUAGAUCUUGGUCUAGAUUUUGACGUCUUGAAAUCGGCACUGGAAAAGAAAAGAAACAAAGUAAGUGACAGAAAUUUGGAACACAAAUGGCUAGAAGUUCCGCUACUCUUACGAUCCAGGAUUGUCUCACAUGUUUCAUCUGUGGGAACAUUUUCCGGAAGCCACGGAUCCUUCAAUGUGGGCACACAUUCUGCGGCGAAUGUCUAGGCAAACUGAAGAAUGACCUUUUGAGAGACGGUACUCUAUCUAAAUGUGAUUUGGUUUCAGACGUAUAUGCAGACAGUACUGAUACAGUCGACGUGUCUUUGAGCAGCUCUUACUAUGCAGACACUGCCAGCAAUUCUUUAACAAACCAAGAUACUGGCUCUAAUUGUUAUAGACCUCUCUCGUCCAGCAGAAACCAGAGCCGAGCAAUGGCCGAAGCUACGAACGGGAUUCCCCGAAGCAACACUUUCGUCCGAGAAAAACAGCCAAGCUGUUCAGAGCAGAGCCACUCGAGGAACAGUGCCCCUGCCAACAUUGGCUCCGCUUACAAUAAUGUGUGUUCAAAGUGCGGUACCGCUUCACCAGCGACUCUACCCCGUUCGAGAAAGUCGUCACAAAGUCCGUCCCCAACUCUCAAGCCCAAAGACACCCAAGCAUCACCUCGAUGGAACACAAGUCCCAAAAGAUCGACAGAGUCCGUGUGCUCUUUUGAACAAAAGCACGGAAAGGAAAUGGAGUUGUUCGUCUGCCCGAUUCCUGAGUGUAACUAUGCGCUGAGAGUCAUGAAUUUGGCCAGAUGGUCGCCCAAAAAUAUCAUUGUUGCGGAUAUUUCUUCAGUCUGGAGAAAGUUACAAGAGAAUAGAAAGGAUGUCAGCACACAAACAGACAUAAGUAACGAGAAAUCACUUUUGGUUACCAUUCCACGGUCCUUGGUCGACAGCCAACCACUUGUGCCACUGGGGCAGAGACGGCGCCACUCAUCCUUGAUGGACAUGGCCAUGCAGAGUACAGCAAGUCUGGAGGGAGUAAGUCGAGGCUACCUGCCCAGUGGCAGCGCUACAUGGCGAUCCUAUGCAGCCAUGUUAGGCAUGAAUAUAUUGCAUCAAAUAGUUCAGCUUUAAAAUAUAUUCGCCUAAUUGUUUUCUGCUUUGUAACGUUUCGUUUCGAAAUAGUGUUAAACAACUAUAAUAAAAAAUACUGCUAGAUUACAUUACGAUAUUCCUUCAGUUAUCACUGAGUCUGUUGGGCCGCUGGAUUUGUGGAUCGUCUUUCUCCAUUCCUCUCUGUACUUUUGAUAGAAACUCUUUCAAUGGCUGGCCCGGCCAUUCUUUUAUGUUGUCUUCCCAUCGCUUUCAGGGCAAUUCAGGGUCUGCCUUUUCUUCUUUUUCCGGGUACUGUUUCGUGAAGGGAGGUUUUUAUGAGUCCCGAGGACCUUGUGAUAUGGCCAUAGAGUUUUUCUUUGGGUUUUUCGACAGUAGUUAGCAGAUCAUCGUGGGGUCCUAUUGUUAAUCCUGUCUCUAAUCUCUUCGAUUGGGAUGCGGUCUUUGUAUGUGAUACCUAGGAUAUUUCUGUAGCAUCUCAAUUCCAUUGCCUGGAUCAUCUUCUCUAGUUCUGCA
Molecule: messenger RNA, 1874 nt
Organism: Biomphalaria glabrata
Lineage: Eukaryota; Metazoa; Mollusca; Gastropoda; Planorbidae
Exons: 3
Coding region: 360-1379 (339 amino acids)
Source: RefSeq, a predicted model, not a curated record